UCGAGCGGAAUUCAGUCGCACCGCUGUUGUACCAUCGUCGUCGACGGUUUUAUUCACGGGGAACGUCGCCGGCGGUCAUCGUGAGAUCAUCUGAUCCUGCAAAACCUGACUGACGCAGGAUAGAUCGAUAAGUAGAACGAAGAGAUAAGAGGGUGAUCCCGCGGUGUAACCCCCCUUCUGGAGCGUAGUCCGUCACGCAAUCGUAGUCGUCGGAGCGACGGUGUAUGAACCCGUUUCGUCCGAUUCAUGGUUACGCGAGAUGAUACUGCGCGCAUUGCUCCUGUUGCUGCUACCGCUCGUACUACGGAUCGACGCUUUCCUCUUCGGUUUUCUGCCAACCAUCCCCAACAACAGCAGCGAUGACAAGCGGGAGUUCAACGUCUAUUGGAACGUGCCCACGUUCAUGUGCCAUAAGUACGGGCUGCACUUCGAGGAAGUAUCGGACAAGUACGGCAUACUGCAGAACUCGAUGGACGCGUUCCGCGGCAAUGAAACCGCGAUCCUUUACGACCCAGGAAUGUUCCCGGCGUUGCUCACAGACCCGAACGGAGAUGUGGUGACGAGAAACGGCGGCGUGCCGCAGGAGGGGAAUCUCACGAUGCAUCUCGAGGUGUUCAAGGAGCACUUGAUCAAUCAGGUCCCGGACAAAUCGUUUCGCGGCGUGGGCGUGAUCGAUUUCGAGAGCUGGCGGCCGAUCUUCCGACAGAACUGGGCAUCCCUCCAGCCGUAUAAGAAACUCUCGAUAGAGAUAGUUCGCCGGGAGCAUCCGUUCUGGGACAGCCGCAGCGUCGAGGAGGAGGCGAAACGACGAUUCGAGAAGUACGGGAAACUUUUUAUGGAGGAGACCCUCAAGGCUGCCAAACGGAUCAGGCCGGCGGCCAGUUGGGGCUACUACGCCUACCCUUACUGCUACAACUUGACACCGAAUCAGCCCAGCUCCCGGUGCGACGUCACUACCAUGCAGGAGAACGAUAAAAUGUCGUGGUUGUUCGAACUGGAGGACGUCCUACUGCCGUCGGUGUACUUGAGGCUGAGCUUAACGAGCGGGCAGAGGGUCGGGCUGGUAGCCGGCAGAGUGAAAGAGGCGUUGAGAAUAGCCAAGCAAACGAGCGCGGGGACCAGGAAAAAGGUUCUGCCCUAUUACUGGUACAAGUACCAAGAUCAGAGGGAUACGUAUUUGAAUAAAGCUGAUCUCGAGGCCACACUACGGAAAAUCUCCGAUCUCGGUGCCGACGGUCUCAUCAUUUGGGGAAGUUCUAACGAUAUCAACACCAAGCAGAAGUGCCUGCAGUUCAGGGAAUAUCUGAACAACGACCUCGGCCCAGUGGUCGAUCGGAUCAAGCGGACGUCGCCGGGUCUGAUGAGGGAGAACGAAGACGAGAACGAGGACAACGAAAUCGACGAGGUCGUCGACGAAGUGUGAAUCGUGUAUCGUAAAGACGAAACGCGUUGGAAACGGAGAAAUUGUACAGGUUUCUCAAGUCGGUAUACGAUUACCAUACGUGAUGUGUACGCGUGGAACCGUUUGGCCUUCGGAAUGGAAAGAUGCCGGGCGCUAAUCGUUGAAACGGAAACCAAAGACGUCGCGCGACGGUCGAGGCAUAGUACGCCUGAUAAUAAAUUUUCUGAGGAAAUUAUCCUGGGA
Ceratina calcarata is the source of this 1645-nucleotide messenger RNA. RefSeq names its product hyaluronidase. Gene Ontology annotation, molecular function: hyalurononglucosaminidase activity. The record is from RefSeq and is a predicted model, not a curated record. Bases 260 to 1423 code for a protein of 387 amino acids. Gene Ontology annotation, biological process: hyaluronan catabolic process; carbohydrate metabolic process; defense response. The transcript has 5 exons. Lineage: Eukaryota; Metazoa; Arthropoda; Insecta; Hymenoptera; Apidae.